Messenger RNA from Kockovaella imperatae, 1143 nucleotides. RefSeq lists its product as hypothetical. Gene Ontology annotation, biological process: ergosterol biosynthetic process. Gene Ontology annotation, molecular function: cytochrome-b5 reductase activity, acting on NAD(P)H. NCBI's taxonomy places the organism in Eukaryota, Fungi, Basidiomycota, Tremellomycetes, Tremellales, Cuniculitremaceae. The transcript is spliced from 10 exons. The record is from RefSeq and is a predicted model, not a curated record. The coding region runs from base 46 to 1110 and encodes 354 amino acids.
GCUCAUGCUUUAUGUCUUUGUAGGUCCAUACCUGAUUUAAGCCCAAUGCCCAUGUUCGCAAGAGCUGCUCCGAGUCUCAGAGCUGGUCUGACUUCAUGCCACCAGCUGAGAGCUGGAUGCCGAUCGUAUGCCGAUGCAUCUGGACAGAGCUCUGGUGGGGCAAAGAUUCUGGGUCUGCCGAUAUGGCUACUUGCAGCGGUGGGAGUCGCGGGAGCUGUAGAGCUUUCCGGGAAUGGUGUCUUCCUGAAGGCGAAAAGCAAAGAAGCAGUUGAGGCCGUUAAGCAAGCUGCUGCUCCUGCUGCUCCUCGUGAAGCGGUAUUGAUCAAGGACCAAUGGAUCCCCUUCACACUUUCCAAAGUUGAACCGUACAACCACAACUCUAAAGUCUAUCAUUUUGAGUUCCCGCCGGAGGGCAAGGAUAAGACGACUGGCAUUCCGGUAGCCGGGGCCUUGUUGACCAAGGCGCCGGAUGAGGCCGGCAUCAACGACGACAAGGGCAAGCCAGUGAUCCGACCUUAUACUCCGAUAUCUUCGCCUGAUGAAACGGGAUCUGUCAAGCUGUUGAUCAAGGAGUACAAAGGCGGAAAACUCACACCAUUCAUCUCUACCUUGAAGCCCGGUGAAGGACAACUCAUGUUCAAGGGCCCCAUUGAGAAAUAUAAAUAUCAACCUAACACAUUCGACCGUGGUCUUUGCAUCGCUGGUGGAAGUGGAAUCACGCCUAUGUACCAAUUGAUCAAUCAUUCGUUAUCCAUCCCCGACGACAAGACCAAGUGGACCUUGAUCUUCUCAAACGUAACUGAAGCCGAUAUCUUACUGCGGAAAGAAUGGGAGAAUCUGGCAAAGCAACACAAGGACAGGUUGGAUAUCAAGUUCGUUCUCGACAAGGCUCCUCGAGGCUGGCAAGGUCCCACUGGCUUCAUCAACGCUCAGAUGAUUUCUCAACUUUUCCCUUACCACGACGGCCAGAACAAGGUGAUGGCCUUUGUCUGCGGACCGCCACCGCAAGUCAAAUCCAUCUCUGGUCCCAAGGAUGGACCCCGGCAGGGAGAGGUGCAGGGUGCUCUCAAGGAUUUGGGCUACACUUCCGACGAGGUGUUCAAAUUUUAGAUAUACUAUAGGGCAUGCAGGUUGAAGAGACAU